AUGCACUACAGUACCAAUUACAGAGUGGAGUUAAUACACAAUCUAUGCAAAGCAAUAAAGAAUCAGCGAUUCCUGAUGAUGCACAAUUCAGAUUGCUAUUUCCCUGUGAAAAUCUGAACAACCCAAGUAUGCGUGAAGAGCACAUAAGACUUCAAACAUUCACAAACAAUCCUGAAUUCAGAAGAAAUACUAGAUUGACAGCAAGCGAUAGAACAUUGGCCCAGGCUGGAUUGUACUAUUUGGGCGAUGGGGACAAAUGCAAAUGCUGGUUCUGUGGGGGAGGUUUAAUGAAUUUUGAAGAAGGAGACGACCCUUGGUUUGAGCAUGCGAAAUUUUAUCCUGAUGAAGCAUUGAAUGAAGCUUUAGUUGGCAAACAGCGAGCCGCAGAUGAGGCCGAUGGUUUAGAAGAAGCUGUAGGCGGAGCAGAGAAUGCGAUACACAUGGAUGGUCGGAUGCUACGCUUCAUUGGGCCCUGUUCACCAAUUAACAACUCGAGUCAUUCUACCGCACACACAUCAAACCCACAGAGGAUGAUGAUCAAUGGACAAUCAUUUGAUGAAAUCAUGACAAAUGAUUUUGACCAAUCAUUCCUCCGAGGUGAGAUGAACCAUUUGAGGAAUAACUUACCGACAGUGCAUAUCCCGCGAUCUGGUGGACCACACACACAUGAGCCCUUCAAUAACAUAAAAAGGCCUGCAUCAAAACGACCACCUCUGCCUGAGACAACAGUUGGAGAAAGAAUCGGUUCUGUUCAUGGAGAAUCUUUUAGAAAUCAAGAUUCACAUGGUGGUCUUUUCCACGAGUUUAUGGAUUCUGACAGUUCAGAUUCAGAAUCUAGUACAUCCAAUUCAAGCGGUUAUUGUUCCUCAGAAGAAUCUUCCAAAACAAUGAGUAACUCAAAGUACAGGCGGCAAGAGCUUAAAAAUGAAGAGAUAACCAAUCAUAUGAACUGUUCUGCUACGCCUACUAAUUCGUUGCCUACUGCACAAGAAGCGACUACAACAACAAAGGCGUCUGCAGAAGAGAGACUAAAAGAGCUAGAAAGAGAGAGGAGAUGCAAGAUAUGUCUGACAGAGGAAGCCGUAAUAUUAUUUCAACCAUGCGGCCAUAUCUGCGCUUGUGUUGGUUGCGCUGAGAGAGUUAAAUUCUGUCCUGUGUGUAGGAAAGCAAUCGAUAAAUCGUUUCGAACCUUCCGCGCCUGAUUGAAUAUGCCGAAUGUAUUCCGAGUUCUUCAAUGGACAUGAUUAUUUUUCGAAAAAUAUCAUGUUAAUACAUGGUUGAGUAUAAAAAUCGUUUCAAAACACUAUUGAAGUAUGGUCCCUAGUCCCUAAAUAUAUUUUGUUGAUGCAUAAAUAUUCAAUGAAAUAUGGUCCCCAGCGAGAAUGCCCCAACCUUAUCGAAUACCAUUGAAAUUGGUUAUAUUUUCUUGAUGCAUAAAUAUUCAAUGAAAUAUGGUCCCCAGCGAGAGUGCCCCAACCUUAUCGAAUAUUAUUGAAAUUUGUUAUAUUUUCUUGAUGCAUAAAUAUUCAAUGAAAUAUGGUCCCCAGCGAGAAUGCCCCAACCUUAUCGAAUACCAUUGAAAUUUGUUAUUUUCUUGAUGCAUAAAUAUUCAAUGAAAUAUGGUCCCCAGCGAGAAUGCGCCAACCUUAUGGAAUACCAUUGAAAUUUGAUAUAUUUUGUUGAUGCAUAAAUAUUCAAUGAAAAAUGGUCCCCAGCAAGAAUGCCCCAACCUUAUCGAAUACCAUUGAAAUUUGUUAUAUUUUCUAGAUGCAUAAAUAUUCAAUGAAAUAUGGUCCCCAGCAAGAAUGCCUCAACCUUAUUGAAUACCAUUGAAAUUUGUUAUUUUCUAGAUGCAUAAAUAUUCAAUGAAAUAUGAUCCCCAGCGAGAAUGUCCCAACCUUAUCGAAUACCAUUGAAAUUUGUUAUAUUUUCUAGAUGCAUAAAUAUUCAAUGAAAUAUGGUCCCCAGUGAGAAUGCCCCAACCUUAUCGAAUACCAUUGAAAUUUGUUAUAUUUUGUUGAUGCAUAAAUAUUCAAUGAAAAAUGGUCGCCAGCGAGAAUGCCUCAACCUUAUCGCAUACCAUUGAAAUUUGUUAUAUUUUAUAGAUGCAUAAUUAUUCAAUGAAAUAUGGUCCCCAGCGACAAUGCCUCAACCUUAUCGAGUACCAUUGAAAUUUGAUAUAUUUUGUUGAUGCAUAAAUAUUCAAUGAAAUAUGGUCCCUAGCGAGUGUCCCAAUCUUAUCGAAUACCAUUGAAAUUUGUUAUUUUCUUGAUGCAUAAAUAUUCAAUGAAAUAUGGCUCCAGCGAGAACCAUUGAAAUUUGAUAUACUUUGUUGAUGCAUAAAUAUUCAAUGAAAUAUGGUCCCUAGUGAGUGUCCCAACCUUAUUGAAUACCAUUGAAAUUUGGUAUUCUCUUGAUGCAUAAAUAUUCAAUGAAAUAUGGUCCCCAGCGAGAGUGUCCCAACCUUAUCGAAUACCAUUGAAAUUAGUUAUUUUCUAGAUGCAUAAAUAUUCAAUGAAAUAUGGUCCCCAGCGAGAGUGCCCCAACCUUAUCGAAUACCAUUGAAAUUAGUUAUUUUCUUGAUGCAUAAAUAUUCAAUGAAAUAUGGUCCCCAGCGAGAGUGUCCCAACAUCAUCGAAUGCCAUUGAAAUUUGCUAAAUUUUCUUAAUGACGUAAAUAUUCAAUAAAUGUUAUUUUCAAUGCUAUUCAGUGGUUUCAAUCUUUAUUGUUGUUCUAAUCAAUUGUUCUUUCAAUCAAAUUAAGUUUUUUCAAAGGGCAAUUUAUUACCCUAAGUGAACCAUGUUCUAUUGCUCAUUCAUCAGUCCAUGUCGGGUAUGAAUCUCCCAUGGGAUAAAUAUGGAAAAUCAUUGAAAAAUCCUAGAAAUUGAUGAAUAUGUGUGCGGUAUCGAAUUUGUCUAGGCCAUUGAUUCUCAACCUUUUUUCUUUCGUGACCAACUUUCAUUGCCCAAAAAAUUCUGUGGCCGAUUAACUUUCUCACACAAUGGAAAAACUACACUCAAAACAAAAACAUAUUCAUUUUUGCAAAUAGGGAAUGGAAAAUACCAUUUAAUUGCAAAAAUAGUAGUAUCAUUCAUUUCUGAUACAGAAAAAUUACCUGAUUUUUGUGGCCCACCAGUUGAGAACUAGUGGUCUAGGUAGUAUUUGUUAAAACUGUGACCCAAUGAAUGACAAAGUGAAUUGCAAUUUAAUGACUAUGAUAAUUUCUUUAUCAAAUUUGGGAAGACGGAUUCAAUAGAAUAUUGUUAUUCAAGGAUACUUUAACAUUUCAAAGUGUGUUUAUAUUGCUUUUACU
This is a messenger RNA of Styela clava, 3313 nucleotides long. NCBI's taxonomy places the organism in Eukaryota, Metazoa, Chordata, Ascidiacea, Stolidobranchia, Styelidae. The record is from RefSeq and is a predicted model, not a curated record.